Molecule: messenger RNA, 5594 nt
Organism: Amoebophrya sp. A25
Lineage: Eukaryota; Dinophyceae; Syndiniales; Amoebophryaceae
Source: the annotation of a GenBank genome assembly
AUGAAGAAUUCCUUCAGCCCUAGAACCCUACUCCUGAAGUCCAUUGGGCUCUCGCUCGUCGUAGGGGCUGGCCUCGCACUCGGGAAGGAGGGACCCUUGAUUCAAGUGGGAGUUUGCUGGGCACACAUCUUGGCGAAUCUAAAGGGCAUACCCUUCCUGAGGUCGAACAGGUACUAUUUGCGCUUUUGACCCAAAUACCAGUACUAGUACCUAGUAGCCCAUGACGUUGGCAACUCUGUUGACUCUUAUGUCUCGCUCACAGUCACGUAAGUUUCAGUUUGAGUUAGAUGAUCUUUCACACUACCCCGCAGGUACACCCGGUUUUUCCAUGAGGAGAGUUCUAGUUCUACCAUCAAUAUCCCGUUGUACGAGUGGUCGUUCGUUGGUGCUGCUGUUGGUGUGUCAACCGCUUUCGGCGCACCUUUAGGGGGUGUCCUUUUCGCGGUUGAGGAACUUGGGAGUGUCAGAACCAUUACGCGACGAGCAUUGUUGCUCUGUUUCCUGGGAUCCUUUGCUGCCAGUUUUACUUAUGGGGGCCUUUAAAAGAUAAAGAAUUCUCAUCUAGAAAAGAACGUCUCUACGGUCACUAUGAAAGGUGAUAACAGGGACAUUAGCAUGCAAUAUGUUACGGUUUAGGCCUACUUUCUGUCUCCAGGAUCAAAUUUCUAUACCGUAUAGGUCCUUUUUUCAUGUUUUGCUGAAGUUUUUGGACCUCACGGGCAGCAACAACGUGACCAUGUUUUCCUUGUCGACGGCGUCAAACUCGUUCCGGAAAGAAUGGGAGGCGAACGAGAUCUGGCUUUUCAUUUAUGGAAGGUGGAGACCGCCACAGCACCCAUGUUUGUUUAUGUAAACGCGGCUGUUGUUGCAAAAAUGGUUUGGACAGCAGUGUUCCUUUUGUGAUAGUUCUCUGUCUGAUCACUGUCGAUUUUGGAGCUUUUUCACCACAGGACCUCAAUACCAGAUCCUAGGACCUCAGUACCAGAGUCUUCGUACUGCUCUAAUCCGUCUUGCUCGGAGUGCUUGGCGGACUCAUCUCGUCUGCAUUUAUUCGGAUGAACGUGCACGUAAACAAGUGGCGCAAGAGGCGGAAAGAACAGCACGGCACCCUGUGGUUUCUUAGCCCCGAACGACACCGGUUUCUAGUGGAUUAUUUUAUUCCCGACUCUAUCAUGCGGAGAAUUCGCGAGCGGGGGUCGCACUAUCGAAUAUCCAGUCGCGUUUUACUAAGGCUUGUGAAAAUCCAUCUUCCCCAGCACCUUGGACCCGUCUUAAAGAGAAAACGGGGAGCAAAAUGCUGAUUGAGACGGAUUUUCGCAACGUCUAAGUCUAGUCGUUUUAGAGGGUUGCGCCAUCGCGGUGGUCACUUCAGUCAGCAACUACCUUUUUACCAGACUACUGCGUUUUCACUCGACAGUGGCGAUACAUGCACUAUUCGAAACGUGUCCACAUGAAAAAGGUUUGAAAAUGAACGUGUGCAAGGCGUCGACGUUUAAUGCGUCCUUCAGCAUGAACGGUAUGAACGGGAUCUGAAAGUAGUGUGAAUAGGUGCUACACAGCUCUUCCUCGAGGCUAUAUAGUUAUAGUAAUAAAUAGAGUAUCAGAAUCAUAUACUUGCAUUAUUGGGUCGCCAGAUUUGUCUCGCUUAGUACUCAAUGAUAAAGGCAAGUACUUCACCGUGCUUGUAAGUAUCUAUUCGUUAUACUAGGAUUAGCUAAUAGAUUUUUCACAAGCGAAGUAGUUCAAAUCUAAAGUGUGGGUUUCUCUUCAUACCAGUGCAAUUGCUAUUGGCGGCGGGGAUUCGAUUACUGCAGACCGUGAUCACGUUCGGAGCGAUGCUUCCUUCCGGUCUCUUUAUUCCGUCCCUGUUUAUCUUAAGGCGGCACAUGAUUCAUCUUCACAGGCAUCCUGGCGAGGCUUUUCAAGGAAUUUGAUGGUCUAUUAUCAAGGAGAUUUAAUUAUCCUAUUAUUUUCAAGGGAAAAGGAGAGUGAGUAGGACGCUUCCUGAGAUGGAUCAGGGACAGCUCGAAUUAUUGGAGCAACAGUGGGUCGGUUCGUGGGGAAUUUGACCUUUUUGGUUGUCCAAGAGCAGCACAUUGAACCAGGAGUAUUCGCGAUGAUAGGCGCAGCUGCGAUGCUGGCAGGAUUCACGCGAAUGACCGUCUCACUGGUCGUCAUCAUGUUCGAACUGAUUAUGGCAUUGUCUACUUGGACGAAAAGAUUGACUACUUGAGGCUCUUUUAAUCAAAAGCCCUUAAUCAAAAUGGAAAAAAGACCUAGUAGUUCAGUAACUCUAACUCCUGUAAUGAGACCGACCAGGUAGUAGCACACACUGAGGGCGAGUUUGCUUAAUCUCAUCAAUUUGGAAGAAAAUUCAUACAUCCGGGAGAGCUAAAUUACGUGAUUCCGUUUAUGUGCGCUGUCAUCACGGCCAAGGUCGUUGGGGACCUCUUCACCUCUAGCAUCUACGAAGAAGUAGCCACCCUGAACGGAUUCGCGAAUAUUGAGGAUACACCGACUUCCAUCCGCCUUGAAGUUUAAGGUCGCUUUCCCAUAUUUUUUUUUGUUUAAGGUCCUUUCUGCAAAGAGAAAGAACACGACAAAGAUGACGCCCCCAGAGCUCAUGCGGAACGAUGUCGUUGCAGUUGCUGAUACUAGCACCACUCUCACAUCUGGGGAUGAACGUCUCUCAAUUACUAUGUAAGGUCUAAGAAGUGCUGGUAGCUGACCUCGCAGAGGAGUACCCUUGGUCUCGCGUAAUGGACGCAGAGCAAUCGUUCACCUUCGCGCAGUUGCGACAGCUUGCCUUUGACCAGGUUCCGGGUCUGCACAAAAGAGAGACCAGAAAGGAGCAGGUGGAAAAAGUUAUGCUGGCAGUUUGCAUUCUUGGAUCGAUGUUGGACAUUCGCCGAACCAACCAAGACCUACCUGCUUUCACAUAACUGGACAAUACAUGUUAUAAGAACUUCCUCUGGUCUGUCUUUUUUCUAGUUAGGUCGGCUCCACCACAGUUAUAAGAACUGGGUUCAGAAGUGUCACCUAGCUGCGACGUGCAUGACCAAAAAACAUUGAAUAGUCAGCCUAUGGGGCUGACAGGACGACGAUAGCGCCGGCGCUUAAUUAGUUUCAGCAGUUAGCAGGAUACUUCAGGAUACUUGUUGAUAGUUACCCUUUUCUCUUUUCUAUCUUCCUCUGGUCUGUCUUUUUUCUAGCUAGGUCGGCUCCACGACAAUAAUCAGAAUUAGAAUUCAUUUCGCUAAGAUGAAGCCUUCAGCAGCAGAUCGCAUGGGGAGGAAAGCGCUGGGAGAAAACUCGACCGAUGAGGAAGCGGAUACUGAAUCGGAGGAGGGUGAGGGCAGUCCCCUGUCGCAGUCGCCUGCCUCUGUCGGAAGGCGCUUCCCGAGUAGCCGGAUGGUAGUUAGUUAUUUUGUUCGUUAGUUAGUUGUAUGUUUUGAAUGUUAUACUAAUCGAUCCUAACUGACUCGUCCAGGUCGCGACCGUAUUCAGGAUAGUGAUUACCAUGCUAGGUCUGUAGCGUUGGUUCUUGCUCUUCACGGCUUAGUACGUUACUGUACGCUUCUUGGAAGAAAUUCCUCGGGGCCUGGUCUCAACGCUGGUUUGGAAAACCAGAUUGGAGACACAUGACAUGACUCAUCCAGGUCGCCGCCGGCAGUGAUCGCAGCAUCAUUUUGGUGCGACAGGGGUUGGGUCCUAUCUACGGUUUCAUUAGAAUGCGAAGACUCCGACAGUGGAUCCGAGAGUCAAUGCGUGGAGACACAGAGGAAGCGCUAGAGGCACGAAUAUGCUCUUUUAUUAAGGCUCUUACUCCUUAAUCCACUUGGAAAAAAAUGAUCGGUUAGUUUUCCCUCACAAAUGCUAGGUUAGUCCCUCCAACCAAAGUCUUUGACUACAUCCUUGAAAAGCCAUGGGGAGCUCUGCGACACUCCCCAAGAAGGCAGCUCUGGAAAGAUGAAAAAGAGGAAAAAGUUCGUGGCCCUGAAAAUGAAGAUCAUUAUGGUGAAUUUUUCUACGGAGAGGUCUAAUAUUACUGUUGGGGGCGGUGGUGGAUUAUGGGCAGAACGUCUUGACGUUGGCGUUCGACCUUCAGUUGGCUUGCCGACACCUCGACAGCCCCCUCUGAGUGGUGAAAAUAGGCGAGGAGGAGCUUUAGAAGUGACCUCUGGAUCAUCCUCUACGCAGCAACCUGUGCCUACUUCAGGCAUACAACAUGCUACCGCAGCCGGCACCCCCUUUGCGCCUCCCGCUCGCGUCGUAGGGACAACAACGAGUAUUGGGGCUCUGUCACCCGUCAAUACGAGCGGCGUGGAUAUUCAUCAAGGAGGAUCUUCGGGAGACGGAAAUGACGAUGAGCCGGCACCAGAAGACCUCUCAUUCCUAGUAGACACGAGAAUAGCCAAAUUGUCAAUGGAUGCGCACAUCCUCACCCUCUUUUGCGUCUUUCACCAGAAUCCGAAACUUUAUGUUGCUAUCCAAAGUGAAAGUAUCUAUCAGUAGCUAUGAUCUAUACUUCGUUUAGGUUUACGUUUUCUUCAUCAUUUCGGAGUGAUAUUUCCAUCUUCUGUCACCUCAUCCUUCAUCGUACGAAGUAUAUCGUCUGCUCGAGCAGUGCGGGCUUGCGUUUGGGUGUUGUUUCGCGACCCGCAUUUAUCGACGCUUUGUGCGACCGCAAUUUGGCUCAACCUCCACUACAUCUCGGUGUGGACGAUGCGCAAGAGGUCCGUGACAGUGAACGAGGAAGCCCUCACUGCAUUCCCUUUUUUGGUAGGGCUACCGCUGAAGCAUGUCCUUAACACGAUGAUCCUUGGUCCAUCUUUUUCUACUUGAAAAAGAAGCGCCCAAGCAUCAUGCUCUCAAGGACGAUGCCAAUGGGGUACGUUGCUCUAAUUUUGGCGGCCCUGGUGCGAUCCCCGGCGCGGGUCCUCCGCCUCUCGCUAAGCCGUACGAGUAAAGACUAUGUGGAAGGAGACUGUAGAGAGGUCUUCUUUGAAUGCGGGUGAGGCAGCUGGGGGACGGCUAUAGAAGAGAAAAAAGAAAGAUGUAUCUGCUUCACAUCUUCACAGAGAAGCAGAACGACAUGCAAUGUUUAAUAGGCCUGUUGAUAAAGUUCUUUUGUUUUCAUUACUCAUUCAUCACAGUUGAUAAUAUCAUCGUUACAUACUAGAAGUCUUAUUAGGACUUCAGAGGACCCAUUAAGUUGUCAGGUAAUGUGAUCAAUUUCUUACAUAACGCUCACUGUGUUGGAACAGAGGUGUACGCUCGUGUAGCACAGUCAAGCCAAAAAGACGAACCACAAUGCCACAAGAUAACCAAGUAACAAGAUUACCAAGUCAGAUACAUCACGGGCCAGCAAUCAGGGUCCACGGUUCUUGUGUUUACCUUUUUGGUGAAAGAAAUACGAUACGUGCUUAUGAUUUCAUCUGGCGACAUCUUACAUGUGUCCUUGUCACGUGUCACUACUAGCAUCUUUCCCGUGUGUAUGUUUGUGUGCGUGUUCGUAUGGAUUCUUCGGGAAGUGCCUGAACGUUGAACGGCCCCCCCUCUGGAAACAAACAGGCACUGAGCAGGAUCCACAG